CGAGCCACUAGUCAGUCAACCAGUGUGUGUGUCUGUGAGUGAUGGUGCAGUGAUAAUGUGAUAGGUAGCUCAGGGAUCAUGACUAGCAGCAAGAAAGCAAUAGGCGGCAGCAUCCAUCGCAUCAGGGAGUUUGAACUGGAAAAAGUAAACCUAGCAGAAGAGUUCGACAUUCUACAGAUUGUUGGAGAAGGAUGGUUUGGCAAGAUUCUGUUGGUAGAACACAAAGUUACAGACACGGAGAUGGUUUUGAAGGCGUUGCCGAAACCUUAUGUUUCUAUAAAAGAUUUCUACAGAGAAUUCCAUUACGGUCUUCAUCUGUCCGCUCACAAGAACAUAGUCACAACUCAUGACGUGGCGUUUGAGACUGCAGGGUUCUACGUGUUCAGUCAAGAAUAUGCAGCAUUGGGGGAUCUGACGAGCAACGUGUCCGAGACGGGAAUAGGAGAGCUGCAUAGCAAACGUGUGGCCAGACAGCUGGCGGCCGCGUUGGAGCACAUCCACGCCAGAGAUCUGGUACACAGAGAUGUUAAACUGGACAACGUGUUGGUCUUCAGGUCAGACUUUGCUAGAGUCAAGUUGUGCGACUUCGGUGAAACCAGGAGAGCAGGGACGCUGGUAAGAAGGAGGAACGAAUGGCUUCCAUACUCACCACCAGAAGUUCUGCUUACAAAUACAGAUGAAACAUACAAAGCGGAGACGUCGCACGAUGUGUGGCAGUUCGCCAUCGUUGUGUUCGUCUGCCUCACUGGGUGUCUUCCCUGGCAGAAGGCGAUGUUUGAUGACCCUAGGUAUACAAGGUACCUCCAAUGGCACGGCAGCAACCAGGUGAUGAUGCCGGUCCGCAAGCCCAAGCUGUUCAAGCUGGUGUCUGCGCGAGCCCAGAGGUUCUUGCGCAAGUUCCUGGAGCCGCGCGCAGACAAGCGACCGCAGCGUCUCACGGAUCUGCCGAGGUAUCUGGAGGAUCGGUGGCUGGCCAAGUCUUCGCUGGACCGACAAGCUGAGAUGGGCUACGAAGAUGACGGCCUCUGCCCCUCCAUGUACAGCUUCCACAGCAGCGCGGAGGAGAAGAACAAACUGCUGUCAACCCUGGUGGCCUACGGGAUAGAGACUACGGUGGACAGGAAGGCGAAGAAGGACAGAAUCCGUCAAUGGAUCCAGAGCAGCGUGAUAGACGAAGAUGAAGAAGAGGAGGAAGGAACGAGUACCGCGACCUCUAGCAGGACGAGGAACUACGGGAGAUCCAAGGAAGCAGGAUCUUCUACAGGAACCGUGGGGACGGACAGUAGAUCUGCGAGUGCCUGAGAAAUAUGGUGAUUUCCAAAUAUUAAACUUCCUCAGUCUUGGGCGAUGACUUCAGAUUGUCUGCUGGCAGACAAUCAUUGUGUCAUUGCCAAGACUGAUUAAUAUUGUCUGCGCCUGCGCCACCGUCUUGCACGGUACAGGCAAUCCAAGGAUUGUAAAGGGGCGUUACUAUUACAAGACUGGUCGUCGUGUCAGGAACAUCUGUAAAAGACACUGUUUCUUCUUGUUUACCUUCACAAACACUGAAAGCGAGCUUCGUGUUAGAUUGAACCCGACUGUAAAUAUGUUGCACGUUCUGGUGCUGUUAUAUGGGUAUAUGAUACAGUCUUUAAAGUAUCCGAUAUCUAUACCAUCUAUGCACUUUUACUGUAAGCUUUUAGUAUGAUAAAGACAAAUUUUUUUGGCUGUUAGGGUGUCAUGGAACUCUCUACCAAUAUUUUAGGGAAUAUUUCCUAGGUAAGGAACGUAUCUAAAUAUCAUAUUUAAAUUGUCUGGAGGUCCUUAGUUACUCAUACAGCCGCCAUUUUGUUUUUUCACUUUGUUUGUGGUUAAACAUAGGAAAUUGGAACUUUGCACAAAUAUGUAACAACUAGACAAAGCUUUUACAAAAUUAUUAAAGUUUUCCAAAUUCAUAAAAACAAAUUAUGGCCAUUUAAAAUUUUUGUUCUUAAAUAACUAAAAAAAGUUCAAAUUUGGAGCUUUAAUAGUACAAGACAGCAUGCCUCGGCAUACACUGCAACUACCUCGAGCGGACACGUAUCAUAAAGCUUAAAGCUGCCAUAUCUCAGUUAACAUUCGUUCAAUCUUAAAAAAAUAAGGUUGCAACCGAUUUGUAAUUAAAUUGCCUUGAAAAAGGUUAUUCCUUUAAGAUUUUUGUAAAAUCAACGGUUUUUGUGUUAUUAGGAUACAAAAUUUUAAAUGGCCGCCAUUUUGUUUUAUGAAUUUGGAAAACUGUCAUAUUUUUUUGCAGCUUUGUCUAGUUGAUACACGUUUGUGCAAAGUUCCAAUUUUGUAUGUUUAACCACUUUCCUCUAAAAAAACAAUAAGUGAAAAAACUCAAUGGUGGCUAUGUGUGAGUAACUAAGGGCUUACGGACAAUUUAAAUAUGAUAUUUAGAAACGUUUCUUACCCAGGAACAAUGCCCUAAAAUAUUGGUGGAGAGUUCCGGGACACCCUGUGUAUUUCGAUCAGUACACAGGCCUAUGGGAAACUCGGAGAAUCAUAAAGACGUCUUGCUUUCAUACAGUUGGUCGCUGGUAGUUUUGUAAAGGAAAUUCGGACAAGUUCCAGUGGCAAGUUCACCAUCAUAUUGUUGAUUGAUUUUCGUCUGUAUUUCCAAAAUAUCUGGUGACCUCAACAAAGCUUGGUAUUCAAGCAAGGACGUUGUUUUGAUUCUCUUGUUUUCCCAUAAGGGUUAAUGUACAGCACAUAUGUAGUAUUUGUGUUAAUGUUGAUACAAUGUUUUAGUUAAUUAUUGUCAUUGAUUUUUUUUAUUAUUUUAGAUUUUUAAAAUUGAUGCUCUAUAGCAAAGGAUAACCAUGUACUCGAACAACUCGAUAAAUGGUUCUCAUUUUAUAUCUAAACUAGUUUCUAAGUGCUAAACUAUUGUAAAGUUAAUUUAAGAUAUCCCUUAUCUUUAUCCAGCCUUUUUUGUAGAGUAAAAAGAGGAUAUUUUAUAUGUGAGGGUUAUUGUAUUAAUGUUUAAGAUAUGUAUAGGAAAUUACCUGAUAACUUAGGACAAUACUGUUGUGACUUAGAAAUAAGUCAUUGUUUGUAAAUAAAAUACGUUUGUAAGUUAAUUUAAUGUAAGUCCAUAUAUAUGUGUCCAAGUAUAUCCAAGAACCACCCAGUUAUGAUUAUGUAAAUUGUGUUUGUGUCCAGGGAAGGAAUUUUGUUUUAAGUCCUUAGUAACCAUGCAAUAUAAAUGUCAUUAUUGAAUAGCAAUAUAUGUUAGUUUAGUAGCAUAGUUUCCUUCAAAAAUACAAUAGUAUCAAUCGAUUAAAUUACAAUAAAUAUAUAAACGAAGCUAUUCUAAUUUGCAAAUCUAAUCUAUAAGACCUUUGUUUUUGAAUCACUAGUUUCAAAAUGAAAACAAAAUAAUAAAAGUGUAUUCAAUUGUAUUAUGAUUUUAAGAGAAAAAUUUGCUAUCUCGUGUAUUUAAUAAGUAGCUCAGUUGAUCUUCAAAAAUGUAGAAACAGAAAGAGAAAUAUAGUUUUAGUUUAGUAAUAUCUCAGAAAAGUGUAAUUGUGUUCUAUGUUAUUUUUUAAUUGGUUUAUUUGUUGAUGUAAUGUUGCCAACAUAUCAUUGUAAUAAAAUAUUUUAUUAUAUUAUGGAUUUAGAAAUAAUCGUAUGUUUCAAUUGUAAAUAUUAGAAAAUAUAUUUAAACAGUUUUAAUAGAAGGAAAUAUUUUCAACGGUUCUUAUAAUAUUCGAGUUAUAAUAAUAUUAUUACAUGUUGUAAAACCUCAAAAUUGUAGAUAUUGUUCUUGAGAAAAAUUAACUUUUCACUACGUUUAUGCGCGUAAAACUGCAACUAUAAUCCAAUUUCAAUUGCAUUACAUACUGUUUGGUUUACAGUUCAAAAAGUGUUAAUAAUAAUCCAAGUUUAAAUAUUGACAUAAAAACACUGUUUCUUAAUUGUAUAUUUAAAAAGAGUUUUUUAUAACAAUCAAUUUACAAUCUAAAUAUACAUACAUAGGUUUAAACUACUGUGAUUUGUUCAAUGAAACGAAGCUUUUUUAUUAUACCACAAAAUGUGCCUAUUUUUGAUUACAAACAAUUAGAAUUUGUGUCGUAAGUUUACUAUUUUUGUAAAUUUCUAUUGAAAAUGUGUAAAUACUCUUUUUGGUUAUCUCAAUAUUGUAAGUACACAUUUCUCGAUUAUUGUAAAAAAAUGUAGUCUCCAUACUACUACUAGAAUACUAGAAAAAUACAAUACCUGUAUGGAUCAUAAACAUAAACAAUUGACUUUUUUGGCCCGAAAGUAAACAAAACCCCUACAGAAAUUGCAUUAAUUAACAUCUGGUUUUGUUUGAUUUCAGGCCAAACGUCAUUUGUUUAUGUUUUUGAUCCAUACCGGGUCUUUUCUAGUAUUCGUGCUCUUUUAUAUCAUAAUCAUGUCACCUUUUGUGCCGAAACUCGGUUGCUAACCACAACCUGAUAGUUACUAUAAAUGAGCAUAUUUACGCAAUAUUCAAUAAUCCAAAGGCUAGAAUACCAUCUUAAAUUAAUAAGUGACUCGUAAAAGACUGAGAACUUUCCAGUUCAUUAUUGAAACGCUUCUAGAUGUCAUGAAUAAAAUGUUACCU
Macrosteles quadrilineatus (aster leafhopper) is the source of this 4609-nucleotide messenger RNA. RefSeq names its product serine/threonine-protein kinase meng-po-like. Gene Ontology annotation, molecular function: ATP binding; protein serine/threonine kinase activity. The transcript is spliced from 8 exons. The record is from RefSeq and is a predicted model, not a curated record. Bases 79 to 1302 code for a protein of 407 amino acids. Gene Ontology annotation, biological process: peptidyl-threonine phosphorylation; peptidyl-serine phosphorylation. NCBI's taxonomy places the organism in Eukaryota, Metazoa, Arthropoda, Insecta, Hemiptera, Cicadellidae.